CCUUCUUCUUUUUUUCUCUCUGUCUUCUUCUUCCACACGGCGUGCAGCAGGGAGCUCAGCUCCACCUCCUUGCAUGCUCUCUGCUCCUGGCUCCAUGGCGCUCGGCAGCAGGACUGCUCCAUGGGCGUCACCCCUCACCUUCUUCCUCCCUUCCUCCCCACGACUGCAGCUCUCCCACUGCUCCCUCACGCCAGCAGCAGGGAGCCUAGGUCCUCCUCGCCAUGUGCUCGACGCUAUGCAGCAGGACGCAUGGAGCCCUCCAUGGCGUCUCCUUCCCUGGCCGCGACCAAGGCCGACAGCCAGCCUCCCCUUCCCUGCUCUUGCCGUGGCCGAGCCCCCUCUGUUGCAGACCGAACUCCAUCUCCGGCCAGCAGUCACGGCGCCCUGCACAGCGUUCCCUUGCCCCUGUUUUCCCCCUGCGCGCAGAAGCUCUUUGGGCCGACCUCGGCGAGGUCCACGUCCAUGGCGCCAAGCAGCAGCACCCCCUGUUUAUGGCUGCCAGCCCUUGCUCCCCUUUUGCCCCACUGCGCAGCAGCUCUGUGCUCCACCUCCCAUGGACGCCCAGAAAUUCCAGCAGCGAGCCCCCUUCCUCGCUGUUCGUCAUGGUGCCCGCCGGUUGUUCGACAAAAUGCGCAGCAAACCGCGCGCUGCAGCAGCCCUCCUGUUCGAUCUCCACUCCCCUCGUCGUGUGUCGUCGCUCUCGUGCUCGCUGCGCAGCCCCUUCCGCGACGCCGUCGAAAACCGUGCUAGCCGUCAAUUGCCAUUCGUCGCGCACGCGUGUUCGAUACAAGACCGGUCGGGUGAACCACGUGCUUGCACAACUCAAAUCCGAUCCCGCUGAGGUUGAUUGAUUUAUAGUUUACCAUACAUAUAAUUUGGUUGAUGUCAUGCAGUGCACGUAUAUGUGUGGAUGUGUGUAAAAUGUUUUGGCUAUACGCAUUAGUAGGUUCGCAUUUGCGGUUGGAGAACAAGAAGUUGUUUGA
Messenger RNA from Zea mays, 983 nucleotides. RefSeq lists its product as uncharacterized. The transcript has 2 exons. The coding region runs from base 74 to 841 and encodes 255 amino acids. The record is from RefSeq and is a predicted model, not a curated record. NCBI's taxonomy places the organism in Eukaryota, Viridiplantae, Streptophyta, Magnoliopsida, Poales, Poaceae.